AUGUUGGAGUUGCCUGAUGAGGUCAUUGAACGAAUCAGCUACAGCUUACACCAAGAUGAUAUCGUCUCCCUUAUGCUCACCAACUCGAGAUUCCACCGGAUUUUGCAGUCGCGGCUCUAUUCCGUGAUUGUCGUGGACUCGUUGCCAAAGUUGUUCCAACUCGAAGAGAUUAGCUACAACUUCAACACUUUUAAACUCGAUUCCCAUUUCGUUAAGGGGGUCAUCAUUAGAUCGGUUUAUGCGCUCAAGAAUUUUUUCAAAAAUGCCACAUUCCGCCACGUUAAAAAGUUUAUCGUCUAUAAAUUGCCCGAUAUUCCUCAUUUGGAAAUGCUCCAGUACAUGGAGCUGGUUUCGCGUAUGAACCAGUUAGAAGUUUUUGAAUGGUGGCAUGAUUGUGCUGGGUGUGCCUUCCCCGCGAGCCUUUUGAAGUACAACUCGAGACUUUGUGAAAUCAACGGCUACAUAGAUUCCAACGAAGAACUCGAUCUUGCCUAUUUAAAAAGUGGGGUCUUUACAAAACCGGGCAAAUUGGACACCUCGAUGACGAAAGUAUCACUACGGAACAUGGAGUUGAAGAGCUUGGACAUUUCUCAAGUUACCGACUUGCUCAUUGAGAAUUGCACCUACAAAAAGAAUUACCUACUUGACCAGAACCUCAACCUCAAUCAUCUCACGUUGCACGUGGAAGACGACCCUGCAUUAUUGCCCUUUCUCUCCAAGUUACGACUCAAGUCCUUGAAUUUGAAAACCCAGUCAAAUGUAGAUCGACUACUAGGCAAUCUCGACCCCGGGAUAACAUCACUAGUGUUGCAAGCCAAAUUACAAGUGCACAGUCUCAAGCAACUACUGCGGUUCGUCCAUUUGACAUAUUUCAAAUUGGAAAUCAUCGAAAAGGACUUGUUUGAGCUAUUACCAUUCAUCCCCACCGAGGUGCAAGUUGUUUCGUUCCAAGUGGUUGAACCCACAGAGAGGAAUAAUUGUUUGAUUGCCGAGGAGUACUGGCAAUGUCCACGUGCGAACAGGGUGGAUCAAAAUCGACUCAAGUACCAAGAUUUCGUCUUGGAGUACCGUCGCAAGCUCAAGAAUCUCGCCUGGGUCAUGUUCAAUGGCAAUGAUAAAAACUAUGUUUUCGAAUGCACCGAGGAUGAGCCUGUUGUGUACAGGGACGGGUUCGAGUGCUACUUCCCAAAAAUUGUAAAUACAUUUAUAUAA
Messenger RNA from Lodderomyces beijingensis, 1212 nucleotides. The record is from the annotation of a GenBank genome assembly. Lineage: Eukaryota; Fungi; Ascomycota; Pichiomycetes; Serinales; Debaryomycetaceae.